AGUACGCUGAAGCGCGAGUUGGGUUAGAAGCGCUGGGAGUGGGGCCUGCGGAGAGGACAGGAUGCCUGGACUAAGUUGUAGGUUUUACCAGCAUAAAUUUCCUGAAGUAGAAGAUGUUGUCAUGGUCAAUGUCCGGUCCAUUGCAGAAAUGGGAGCCUACGUUAGUCUUUUGGAAUACAACAGUAUUGAGGGCAUGAUCUUACUCAGUGAGCUGUCCAGGAGACGAAUCCGUUCUAUAAAUAAACUCAUCCGAAUGGGCAGAAAUGAAUGUGUUGUUGUCAUAAGGGUUGAUAAGGAGAAAGGUUAUAUUGACCUGUCAAAAAGAAGAGUUUCUCCAGAGGAGGCAAUUAAGUGUGAAGACAAAUUCACCAAAUCAAAAACUGUUUACAGCAUCCUUCGCCAUGUUGCUGAAGUUUUAGAAUACACAAAGGAUGAACAGCUGGAGAGCCUGUUUCAGAGAACUGCUUGGGUAUUUGAUGACAAGUACAAAAAGCCUGGAUAUGGUGCAUAUGAUGCCUUCAAACUUGCUGUCUCCGACCCCACAAUCCUUGAUGGACUGGAUUUGACAGAAGAUGAAAAGCGUGUGCUAAUUGACAAUAUCAAUAGACGUUUGACACCACAGGCAGUCAAAAUUCGAGCCGAUAUUGAAGUGGCCUGUUAUGGCUAUGAGGGUAUUGAUGCAGUAAAGGAAGCUCUGCGAGCUGGCCUAAGCUGUUCUACAGAGAGUAUGCCAAUCAAAAUAAAUCUAAUAGCUCCUCCUCGUUAUGUGAUGACCACAACAACGCUCGAAAGGACUGAAGGUCUUUCUGUCCUCAGCCAAGCCAUGGCUGUCAUUAAAGAAAAAAUUGAAGAGAAGAGAGGGGUCUUUAAUGUGCAGAUGGAACCCAAGGUGGUAACUGACACUGAUGAGACUGAGCUUGCAAGGCAGUUGGAAAGAUUGGAGCGUGAGAAUGCUGAAGUGGAUGGAGAUGACGAUGCUGAGGAGAUGGAAGCAAAAACUGAAGAUUAAAUUUGUUGGAAUGACAGUAUAGAUGGAAAUUAUGCAUUCAUGCAAAUAACUAAAGACACCUAGAGAUGACUGAUGAGGUAUCAUUGUUAAAAAUGCCACAGGAACAGACUUGAAAUAUUUUCAAGUUUUUAAUGAGACCAAAUUUUGAACAGACAAGAAACCAUCUGCUACAGUGUGUUGCUUGAUUUUCUCAGUGGGAAGGUGCUUCUCACUGAAGAUUUAAACCUUUUCCCUCUUAAUAAUCCAAGCAUACUUUGAUGACUCUUCUUAAUAUUUUCACAUCUUAUACAUUCAGAUUGGCAACUGGUUCACUGUGUUGUGUCAGUGAGUUUCUGAGGAUUAAACCAAUAUUUCUCCAGACUGCACUGAAGCAUUCAAUAAAUGUAUUGGGUAUUUA
Molecule: messenger RNA, 1406 nt
Organism: Candoia aspera
Lineage: Eukaryota; Metazoa; Chordata; Lepidosauria; Squamata; Candoiidae
Gene: EIF2S1
Product: eukaryotic translation initiation factor 2 subunit alpha
Exons: 8
Coding region: 62-1009 (315 amino acids)
Biological process (GO): translational initiation
Cellular component (GO): eukaryotic translation initiation factor 2 complex; eukaryotic 48S preinitiation complex
Molecular function (GO): RNA binding; translation initiation factor activity; ribosome binding
Source: RefSeq, a predicted model, not a curated record